Molecule: messenger RNA, 1115 nt
Organism: Pygocentrus nattereri (red-bellied piranha)
Lineage: Eukaryota; Metazoa; Chordata; Actinopteri; Characiformes; Serrasalmidae
Gene: tk1
Product: thymidine kinase 1, soluble
Exons: 7
Coding region: 110-805 (231 amino acids)
Biological process (GO): thymidine metabolic process
Molecular function (GO): ATP binding; thymidine kinase activity
Source: RefSeq, a predicted model, not a curated record
AUUUAGAACACAGCGCACCAGAACCUGCAAAGAGCUCAGACGGCGGGUCGUGUUUCUUGUACGUUUUCACUCUUACCUGUUUUCCUGUAAACGACGUCAACAUAGAAAGAUGGAUUGUUUAAACGUACCCAAGAUUUUGCCCAACUCUCCCAGAAAGGCGAGGGGUCAAAUCCAGGUUAUUUUUGGACCAAUGUUCUCGGGGAAAAGCACUGAAUUAAUGCGGAGAGUGAGGCGCUUCCAGAUUGCCCAGUACAGCUGUUUGGUGAUCAAAUAUGCCAAGGACGUUCGCUACUCUCAUGAAGGAAUGGCCACACAUGACAAGAGUACAAUGGAAGCUGUGCCUGCCAACUGUCUCAGAGAGGUGCAGGGUUUGGCCCUUGAAGCAACUGUUAUUGGCAUUGAUGAAGGACAGUUUUUCCCAGACACUGUUGAAUUCUGUGAGGAAAUGGCCAACAGGGGCAAAACGGUCAUUGUUGCAGCGCUUGACGGCACGUUCCAGAGAAAGCCCUUUGGCAACAUUUUGAGCCUGGUGCCUUUGGCCGAGAGUGUGGUGAAGUUAAAUGCUGUCUGCAUGGAAUGCUUUAAAGAAGCGUCCUACACCAAGAGACUUGGAGCAGAGAAAGAGGUUGAAGUGAUCGGAGGCGCUGAUAAAUAUCACGCAGUGUGCAGAGGGUGUUAUGGAGGUCUGAUGUCCAAUAAGGAGAAUAACGCUCCUCAGAAGGAUGAGACACCUCCUCACGUCAUGACAGGGAAGCAAUUGGACUAUAAUGCACCACGAAAGCUUUUUGCCACGCUUCAUCUAUGAACACAUACAGCAUACAAGAACAGAGUGAUUAACCUACAACUUGAAGCAUUUAAUUAAUAGCACCCACAACGCCUCUAUCUACAGUAGCUACAUUUACUGAUUGCAGCAGGAAAAUUGUGCUGUUUAUUUCAUGUACAUGGGUAUGUAAUGUUGUUUUAUUUUUUUGUUUUGUUUUUUUAUUUCUUUUAAUCAGUGAUUGCAGUUAAACUGCACUGCACCAGCAAAUAACACUGCCAAUGAACAAUGUUGGUGUUUUAAGCAUUUUAAUAAAUGUAUAUAUUAAUCUAAUUAAAUUGUGAUCUCUGAAUGA